AUGCCUUACAACUACUCCAUCAGCCCCGAAGAUGCCUUUGGCUCUGACUCUCCCUGUAAUCUCGACAACUGCCCUAUCGACUGGAGUCUUUACGGCUACCGACCUUCUCUGGCCGCCAACAUCGUCUUUGUCGUUAUCUUCAGUCUCAUCGGCUUCGUGCACGCCUAUCUUGGCUUCCGAUGGAAGAGCUGGGGUUUCAUGACUGGUAUGCUUCUCGGCUGCGUCUCUGAGAUUGUUGGCUACGCCGGCCGCAUCAUGAUGUACUACAACCCCUUCUCCUUCAACGCCUUCAUGAUCCAGAUCGUCUGCCUUACCGUCGCUCCCGUCUUUUAUACCGCUUCCAUCUACGUCACUCUCUCCAAGACCAUCAACUUCCUCGACCCUACGCUUUCUCGCUUCAAGCCCAGUCUUUUCUACUGGAUCUUCAUCCCCUUCGACAUCGUCUGUCUCAUUCUCCAAGCUGCCGGUGGUGCCAUGUCCACCAGCUCCGACAGCAGCGUUGGUGUUGAUGUCUCCAUGGCUGGUCUCGUCCUCCAAGUCGUUGUCCUCGUUGUCUUCAUCGCCGUCUUCUCCGACUACAUGGUCCGAUAUUGGCGAUCCGGCCGGGCCAAGGCUUUUGGCUGGCGCAUGGUUGCUUUUUUCGCUGGCCUCUCUACUGCCAUCAUCCUCGUCCUCACUCGAUGCAUCUACCGUGUUGCUGAGCUCCGAGAGGGUUACGAUGGCGAUCUGAUCAAGCACGAGAUCCCCUUCAUCAUUCUCGAGGGUGUUGUCAUCGUCCUUGCUGCUAUCGCUCUUUGCUUUGGUCACCCCGGCCUCGUCUUCAACAAGACUGAGGUUACCAACUCUGUCUCGCAGACUGAGAAAGGUGUUACUUCCAGUUCUGCCAGUAACAACUAA
Molecule: messenger RNA, 897 nt
Organism: Fusarium sp. VM40
Lineage: Eukaryota; Fungi; Ascomycota; Sordariomycetes; Hypocreales; Nectriaceae
Source: the annotation of a GenBank genome assembly